This is a messenger RNA of Dermacentor silvarum, 1620 nucleotides long. Its product is annotated as ATPase WRNIP1-like. The transcript has 8 exons. Gene Ontology annotation, biological process: regulation of DNA repair; DNA-templated DNA replication. Gene Ontology annotation, cellular component: nucleus. The record is from RefSeq and is a predicted model, not a curated record. NCBI's taxonomy places the organism in Eukaryota, Metazoa, Arthropoda, Arachnida, Ixodida, Ixodidae. Gene Ontology annotation, molecular function: ATP binding; single-stranded DNA helicase activity; DNA binding. Bases 48 to 1436 code for a protein of 462 amino acids.
UGUCAAGACAUGUCUGCUGGUGCUUCUGUCAAAAGUGCACGUGCGUGAUGUUUUCCUCGAAACAAACACCGCAGAAGCGACCCAGACAUGAAGGUGGCGCGGAAAAAAGACAGACUUACCCUAUCUUCUCGUCUAGCAGUUCCUCAAAGCAAACCACCAUUGCACCCGUUACACCUGCCUCCGAGCCUGUGGUUGAGCCCAAGGCAACACCCGAGUUCAAGCCCCUAGCAGAGCAGAUGCGGCCAUCUUGUCUCGACGAGUUUGUGGGCCAGAGCAGCGUGCUGGGUGACCGAAGCCUUCUGCGGCAGCUCAUCUCCAGUAACCGCAUCCCCUCCAUGAUCCUCUGGGGACCACCUGGCUGUGGAAAGACCACAUUAGCUCAUAUCAUUGCGAACCAGUGCAAGCAGUCAUCGGAUGCGAGGUUUGCAACUCUGUCGGCCACUACCGCUGGUGUGAAGGACGUCAAGGAGGUCUUGGAGAGAGCCAAAAAUGACCAGAAGAUGUUCAAGAAGAAGACUGUGCUGUUCAUUGAUGAGAUCCACCGUUUCAACAAGCUUCAGCAGGAUGUCUUCCUGCCAGCAGUAGAGUCCGGUGCAGUGGUCCUGGUGGGAGCGACCACAGAGAACCCAUCCUUCUCACUCAACUCGGCCCUGCUCUCGCGAUGCCGUGUAUUUGUGCUCGAGAAGCUCCCCACUGCAGAGGUGGCACUCAUCCUACACCGUGCUCUUGCCCGUCUGGACGUCGAGCUCGUCUUCAAAAAUGACGGACCACAAGUGGGCUCACCUAGUGGGCAGCUGUUGAUGGAGGAAGAAGCGGUGGACUUUCUGGCAGUCAUGUGUGAUGGGGAUGCCCGCACGGCCCUCAACUCGCUCCAGACAGCCGUCGAGGCGCACCGCAGCACGGGAGGAGGCCAGCGAAUCACAGCCGAGAGUAUCAAGGAAGGCCUCAAGAGGACUCAUUUCCACUACGAUAGAGCAGGCGACCAGCACUACGACAUCAUCUCUGCCUUCAUCAAGUCUAUGCGAGGUGGUGAUGCCAAUGCAGCGCUCUACUACCUGGCACGCAUGUUGGCCGGGGGGGAGGACCCGCUCUUCAUCGCACGCAGGCUUGUCGUCUUUGCUAGUGAGGACAUUGGUGUCGCAGAUUCCCAUGCUCUCGUCCUUGCUGUAGCAACACACGACAGUGUCAUGAAAGUAGGGCUGCCUGAAUGUAGGAUCAUGUUGUCCCACUGCACCACCUACUGUGCGAGGGCACCCAAGUCCCGUGAGACGUACAAUGCAUAUGCACAUGCAGAAGAGGUUGUGCGGAAACACGAGGGACCCCUGCCGGCAGUGCCUAUGCAUCUGCGGAACCAUGCCAGUUCUGAACAGCGUGUGCAGGGACGUGGCAAGCCAUUUCUGCCACAGCAGAUUGCCCAUUUGGACUUUUUCAAGUAGCAUUCAUCCAGAGGCACGUUGUAGGAAAUGGGAGACACACAGUGUACCCGCUGUUGAGUAUGGCUAUACAUAGUUUGUCAUCAGUCUCUUCAAGCAAGACAGUGUCACUUGCACUCUUGGUCUCUGUGCGUUGUGAAACUUUGGACAUCUUAAUAGUCUGUAUACAUAUAGAUAUAUAUAUAUA